ACCCCCAGAGUGGAGCUGGACGUGAUCUCCCACGUUGGUCGUAAGGAGGAGCUGUGGUUCUCCCACCUCUGCGCCUUCCAAGUGAAGACCGAGAUGGUUCUGAGCGACACCUGUGCAGCUGAGUAUGGGAUUGUGAACAAGAAAGAGGAGAAUGCCCACAAAGGCUUUCCUGGGCCAGCAGAGCCCGAGGCUUUACUCUCAGGACUCUCCAAGGAGAACAAUGCCCAGAGUCCAGCACAGGACCCACACAGGUCAGAAAGAGUUCAGAGACCUCUGGGGAAGAGGCAAAGCCGAGUGAUGCUGCGUGGGAAGAGUCUCGGGAGGCCGCCAGACAUCACCCAGCCGAGAAAUCCAUCUGUGGGGAGACUGAGGGUAUGUGGGGACUGCGGGAGGGGCUUCCGGGUGAGCUCCAACCUCACCCAGCACCGGAGGAUCCACACUGGAGAGAAGCCCUUUGGCUGUGCCGAGUGCGGGGGCAGGUUCCGGCAGCGCUCGCACCUCAUCCAGCACCAGAGAACCCACACGGGGGAGAGGCCCUACGAGUGCUCCGACUGCGGGAAGGCCUUCAGCGUGAGCUCCAAGCUGCUCCGCCACCAGGUGACGCACACCGGGGAGAAGCCCUACAGGUGCUCCGAGUGCGGGAAGAGCUUCUCCGCCAACUCCCAGCUCGCGCAGCACCGCCGGGUGCACACCGGGGAGAGGCCCUACGAGUGCGGCAGCUGCGGGACGAGCUUCAGCGUGAGCUCGGCGCUGGCGCGGCACCGGCGCGUCCACACCGGCGAGAAGCCCUACGGCUGCUCCGAGUGCGGGAAGAGCUUCAGCCAGAGCUCCGAGCUCAUGAAGCACCAGCGGGUCCACACCGGGGAGAAGCCCUACGGGUGCCCCGAGUGCGGCAAGAGCUUCACCGUGAGCUCCGCCCUCGCCCAGCACCGGCGGUUCCACGCGGGCGAGCGCCCGUACGGGUGCUCCGAGUGCGGGAAGAGCUUCACGACUGAUCCCCAGCGCUGACCAGCAAUGCCAUCAGCCAUGGAGGGCACAGACGGGGGAGAAGACGGGGAUGUCUCACGCUACGAGGAAACAGAAG
Molecule: messenger RNA, 1084 nt
Organism: Myiozetetes cayanensis
Lineage: Eukaryota; Metazoa; Chordata; Aves; Passeriformes; Tyrannidae
Product: zinc finger protein 436-like
Exons: 3
Coding region: 94-1008 (304 amino acids)
Biological process (GO): regulation of transcription by RNA polymerase II
Molecular function (GO): DNA-binding transcription factor activity, RNA polymerase II-specific; RNA polymerase II cis-regulatory region sequence-specific DNA binding
Source: RefSeq, a predicted model, not a curated record